Molecule: messenger RNA, 7676 nt
Organism: Malaclemys terrapin pileata
Lineage: Eukaryota; Metazoa; Chordata; Testudines; Emydidae
Gene: ZBTB4
Product: zinc finger and BTB domain containing 4
Exons: 4
Coding region: 355-3945 (1196 amino acids)
Biological process (GO): regulation of immune system process; negative regulation of transcription by RNA polymerase II; regulation of cytokine production
Molecular function (GO): protein binding
Source: RefSeq, a predicted model, not a curated record
GCCUGGUGUGGUUCUCCUUAAAAAUUAAUUAAUGACAGGCCCUUGUGACUGCGUGUGUGUGAGAGUGCGUCGCCGUGUGUGUUUGUGCGUUGCUGGUCGUAUGUAUGACACACUGCCGUGUGUGUGUGCGGUGCUGCGUGUGUCUGGGUGGUACCAUGGACGGGCAUGCGGGUUCGGUGCCAUGGAUCCCAGCUGAAUCACAAGGGUUGACAUGGGAAGGGGCCUGGUGACAUCACAGCCAGCUCAGCCAACGAGUAUUCAGUGGAUCCUGUCUGGGGAGAGGCAGAGCGGAGGAGCCGUGGGGCAGGAAGACGUAGUCGAUGAGGGCACCUCCCACAGCUCUGUGGCCGCGCCAUGGCUCCGGUGCUGGAGCUCUCGGACGCCGCUCACUCCCGCUGCCUGCUGGUGGAGCUGAAUGAGCAGCGGCUGCGGGGCCACUUCUGCGACGUCACCAUCAUCGCCGAAGACACCAAGUUCCCGGCCCACAGGAACGUGCUGGCGGCCUGCAGCCCGUACUUCAAGGCGGUGCUGUCAGAGGAGCCGGCCGGCCACCAGCCGGCCCAGGUGCUGGAGCUGCCCGACAUCCAAGCCGGGGUCUUCUCUGACAUCCUCAACUUCAUCUACCGGUCUCGCCUCUCGGUGCCCAGCCCGGCCGCCGCCCGGCAGAUUGGAGCCGCCGGCCGCCGCCUGGGCAUCUCCUGGCUGGAGAACCUGGACCCCGCCGCUCAGGCCAAGGAGAUGAGCGAGCCCUGGAGCCCCGAGGCCGCCGGAGACACCUCGGCCUCCUCCCCGAGAUCCUGCGCCUCCCCCGUGGACCUGACCUGCCCAUCGCGGCCGGCCGCCAGCCCCGUCUGCCUCCAGGAGCCGGCCCGGCCACCCAGCCCGCAGCGGGAGGCGGAUAACGAAACCGAGACGGCAAAGAUCCUCUACGCCCUAAGCACGGCGCCAGCCGAGCCGGGCGCCCCGGACUGGGAGCAGGAGCGUGGCGCUGCAGAACUGCCCGCCGCCGGGGGCGAGCCGGCGCCGUCUUCUUCCUCGCCGGCAGGCAGCGCCUUCCGCUGCGGGCUCUGCAGCCGCUCCUUCGCCACGCCGGCCGCCCUGAGCCUCCACCUGAAACUGCAUCGGAGCCGGCGCUCCCUCUCCUGUCGCCACUGCGGCAAGAGCUUCAUCCACGUCAAGCGGCUGCAGACGCAUGAGGUACUCUGCAAGGAGGCCGGCGAGGAAGAGGAGGCGGCGGCGGUGGGCGGCUCAGCGGUGGCGGGCGGCUCGGAGGCGGCGGCCCCAGCGGCGCCCCUUCCUCCCGCCGCACCGGCGCUGCCCAAACCGGCAUCUUCCAAGAAAGGCCUGCUCUUCCGCCACCGGGCCCUGCAGCGGCUGGAGUACAUCCCGGAGCAGGAUCACUUCGUCAAGGUGGUGGACGGGCAUGUCAUCUACUUCUGCACCGUCUGCGAGCGCUCCUACAUGACCCUCUCCAGCCUCAAGCGCCACUCCAACGUUCACUCCUGGCGGCGUAAGUACCCCUGCCGCUACUGCGACAAAGUCUUCGCCCUGGCUGAGUACCGGACGAAGCACGAGGUGUGGCACACCGGCGAGCGCCGCUACCAGUGCAUCUUCUGCUGGGAGACGUUCGUCACCUACUACAACCUGAAGACCCACCAGAAGGCCUUCCACGGCAUCAACCCGGGACUCAUCUCCUCCGAGAAGACGCCCAAUGGGGGCUACAAGCCGCGGCUCAACGCCCUCAAGCUCUACCGCCUCUUGCCCAUGCGCUCCCAGAAGCGACCCUACAAGACGUAUAGCCCGGGGCUGCUGCCGGAGGGCCUGCUGCUGCCCCCGCAGCCCCUCCCUGUGGCGCUGGGCGAGGGGGACCCUGCGGCCGGCCCUGGUGGGGAGGCGGGGCCCGGCUUCGCAUCUGCCAACACUUUGGAGGCGCCGGAGGCCGAGCGGUUCCUCCUGCCAGCGCCGGCCGAGCGGCACGAGACGGGGCCGCCCCCGUUCCUGGCAGAGGAGGCGCGGCGGGCGCCGGCGGAUGGUGAGGCCCCGUCGGUCAUCGCCUACGGCCACCCGGCCGCCUCGGUCAUCGUGCACAGCACCUCGGUGGGAGGCGGGGGCGGCCAGGCAUCCUCGGUCAUCACCUACAACAGCACGCCCGCCGCCCCCCGCCCCACCCCGGCUGAGCCCCUCAAAAAGCAAGUGCUGAAGGAGUACAUCCAAGCCCAGAAGGCGGCCGAGCAGGCGGCGGAGGAGGCAGGCGGCGGGGAGCCGCCAAAACCCCGCAGCCUGCGGCCCGGCCGCACCAUGACCUACAUGGCCAAGCCGGCCUACGUGGGCGCCGCCUCAGAGAGCCGCAGCGCCCCGCUGUGCCAGAUCACUGUGCGCAUCGGCGAAGAGGCCAUUGUCAAGCGGCGCAUCUCCGAGACCGACCUGAUGCUGGACAAGAGCCCGAGGGGCCCCAAGCGUUUCGAUUUCGGGCCGGCCGAGAAAGCAGCUCCCGGCAAACGGGCCGGCAGCUCCUAUGCCCACAACGAGAGCGGCGAGGAAGAGAGCGACCGGGACGCUGAAGACCAGCUCUGGCGUCCGUACUACACCUACAAGCCCAAGCGGAAGGCCUGUGGCUCCGGCGGGGCUGGCUCCGGCAUCCCCAAGGUGAAGCGGUCUUCCCGGUGGCGCCGCAAGCUGCGUUCCCUGCGCUGGAUGAAGCGGGCGGAGGAGGAGGAGGAAAGGGAGGAGCCCAGCCCGGCGCCCACCCGCGCCUCGCCAAGUCCCGGCGGCUCCGACGCCCCGGCGCCCGAACCGGCGCACAAGGCUGGGCGCGGCAGCGCCGACUGGAAACACGAGUGCGGUGCCUGCGGCAAGUUCUUCUCGGCGCUGAAGAAGCUGCGGAAACACGAGCGGGUGCACGGGCGGCCGGGCAAGGACGAUCCGGCGCCAGCGCCGGCCCACCGGGUGGGCCGCAAGCCCUCGGUCAAAUUCACCUGCGCCCACUGCGCCAAGGUCUGCAAGACCGCGGCGGCCCUGAGCCGGCACAUGAAGCGGCACGAGGGGGAAAGCCGAGAGCCUGGCCCGGCCGCCCUGACCACCGUCAUCGCCUAUUCCAAAAAGCCGGAGGAGCCGGAGCCGGCGCUGGCGGCCGUCAAGGAGGAAAUCACGCAGGAGAUGCAGGUCUCUUCAUCCAGCGGGGAGCCGCCGGCAGCGGAGGCCAGCCAGGCCUGCACCGCCGGCCAGCCGGCCAUGCCAGAGAGUCAGGGGGCAGCGCCGCCCCGGGAGGAAGAGGUGAUGCCGCCGGAGACGGGCGGGCCGCAGGAGGCGGCUGCCCCGCUAGCCGAAGCCACCACCAGCUGUAUCGAGCUGGCCCCAGCGCCGCCCGCCCCCCAGGCUGCCCUCUCCUUGCAAGAUCCCGUCAUCUCGCACACCAGCCCGGCCCCGGCGCCGCACGAGGAGGAGGAGGCGGUGGGUGGCUACCCAGAGAGGUACCCGGUGCAGGAGUACCCCCUGCCCCUACUGGCGCCCGGGGGCUGCCGGAUCCGGAAGGAGGCAGAAGACAAGCCCGCGUUCCUCGCCUACCCCAGCCCUCUCCCUUUCAAUGCCGUGGGCAAGGCCGGGGCCGGCGAAGGGGAGGGCAAGGUGAGCUUCUACCCCGACCCCUACCCGCUCAUGUACGGGCACCAGCUGCUGGCCGCCUACCCGUACAACUUCACCAACCUGGCCGCCCUGCCUGUGGCGCUGAACAUGGUCCUGCCGGACGACAAGGGUCAGCCCCUCCCUUUCCUGCCCAGCGUCUUCGGUUACUCGGUCAACCCGUGCCGGAACGAGGCCCAGGACGGGGCUGGUGCCGGGGCCCACGGGGCCGGCAGCGGGGCGGGGGGCGGGGCGGCCCUGCCCCGGGGGGUGGUCCGCGGGGAGCCCCCGGCCCCCGAGCGCCUGAAGAAGGGAAAUUUCCUGUGAGUGGCAAGGGGGCAGGUGCCCGAGCUGGGCUAGGCUCUGGGGUGGGGGAGGGGGGGUGAUGCUGGAGGGGGUGCUGGUGUUGCAAUGUGGGACGGGGGGGCAUGGCCCAGCAGGGGAGGCACCCGGCGCCGAGGGGCGCUGGAGCUGUGUGCCCCCCCCCCCCCGAAGUGUGAGAUAAGGACCGGGGGGGGGGGAUCCUGGAGCUAGGCUGUGAGCUGUCACUCCAGAUGGAUCAGCCCCCCCUCCAACUCUCCCCCCCCUUCAGUGACUCCUGGGGACCCCCCCUCCCCACGGUCCUUAGGACCCCUUUCCCCUCGCAGUCCCCCGCCCCUGACCCCCAGGCCUUGCAGCUGGCAGAUGUGGGGUGGAGGGGGGUUGUUACCCCAAGGGAGGGGCUAUAGAGAGGGACCAAUAUGUGGGAGAUGGGGGAGCCCUAUGUACCCCGCCAAAGAGUAAGGAGGUGGUUUAGGGGUGGGGGAUCCCAGCUGUGAGGGGGGGCACUACAGUGCCCCCCGACCCAGAAUGCACUGCAAAUCCCCCCCCCCCCACGCACCGGCUCCAGCAGUGUUCCAGCAGGGGGCGCUAAUACUCCAGCAGGGACCUGCCCCGGGCUCCCCUCCCCACACUGCUGUCCUCAGCUUCCUGCCCUGGGUACCCCCCAAUCCCAUGCCCAGUACCCCAUGCACCCCCAUUCCCCUGUCCUGGUACCCCAUGCACCCUCCAUUCCCUUGCCCCAGGCACCCUCCCCACCCCCUGCUGUCCUCAGCUUCCUGUCCUGGGCACCCUCCAUUCCCCUGCCCUGGGCACCCCCCCAUGCCCUCCCACGCCCAUCCUCCUCCCCAGGCCCCCCCCCCGCGCUCCCAGCCCUGGCGGGGCGCCAGGCUCAGCGGGUGACGCUGCGUUUUGGAGCUGCGACCGGCUGACUCACUUUUUCCUUUCGGGGCCGGGAACCCAGCUCCAGCCCUUCCAGAAACUUCCCUGGUCCCCCCGCCCCCCUGGCCUCUCCCAGCAGGGGGCCCUGUCACCCGACCCCCCACAGAUCUUCCCUGGGGGAAGAUCGGGGGGGUUCCCAUUUGCACUAGUCAUUUUCUGUUUUGGGCCACUGACCCCCCCCCCCCCCCGACUGCACUAGCACCUCCCCUGAUUACAGCCCCCGUCUUUCUCCAUCACCCCCUUCCUUCACCUCUGGGACCCCCCCCUUGUAGGAAUUGGGACCCUGGAGCUGGCUCUGAGGUGCCAGUUCCGCCCCCCCCCCCCCCGCUGGCAAGGCGGGGGGUGGUGGUAUAGGAAAAAGGGGGGUAUCCCCCUAAAAAGAGACCCCUAAUAAAUGACUGUGGUUCAAAGGACUCCAAAAGUGGGGGGGCUCUGCAGUGAGCCCCCCGGCCCACCCAGCCCCCCACGAUCCCUCCCCACACCGGCCCCCCUAAAAUCCACUCCUCUGCCCCCCGCAAACUGCUUCCCUGCCCGUGUCCCUAAAAUCCCCCUGUCCGCUUCCCCUGCCUGUGCACCCCAAAUCCUGCCCCUCUACUAUCCAGCUGCACUGUCACUCCAAUCCAUCUGGCCCCCCCAUGUACCCUCUGCGCCCUGAAACCAGCACAUUUUAAACCAUCCAAUCUCUGUAGCGGGUUGCAUUACAGAUCUUUGGGGGGACCUGUCACCCCUUAUUCUGCAGAUCUUGCCCCUCCAAUUGCCAGCUCCCCAUCCUCCCCUUUUGGGGGGACCCCAUGCACCCCCCCAUUCCCCUGUGCUGGUUUCCCCAUGCACCCCCAUGGGGGGGGACAUGGGGAGGGGGGUCUGCACCCCUUUGACCCUUGACAUCUGGGUCAUGAAGGACUUGUGCUGUGCAGGGGGGUGGGUUGUGCCGCUCCCAGAAUCCUUUGUUGCCCCAGGAGGAGAGUGGGUCAGAUUUGGGGGAGCAAAGGGGUGUGUGGAUUUCCCUGGGGGAUUGAGGGGGUGGGAAUCUGGGGUUUGGCCCAUUUAUACACCCCGGUAGCUGGGAGGGGGAUGAUCUCCCUUGCUCAACCUGUGGGGAGGGGCUAAGGAGGAAAUGGGGACAGCCCCCCCAACCUUGCCCCCAAACCAACCCCUAAACUCCCUCGCCCCCAAACUCGCCCAUGACCCCUAUGGGGCUGGGGAGGGGAACAGAGAAUCCCCCCCCCCCCCCAAUUCCAGGGAUGCGGGGGGCGAGGUCUCUAUCACUUACCCCCCGCCGCCCUAGCUUUCCAGCCAGCAGGGGGCACUGCUGGGCAUGGAGCUUUGAUCUCCCUGAGGGCCUUCCCAGGCCGCCUGAUACCCCCCACAGUAGUGGGCGUGCUGCGGGGCUGCAGGGAAAUGCUCCCCGCUCUGCUGCGGCGCGGCAAUGCUCCCCGCUCUGCUGCGCCGCGUAGCGACGGGCGAUGGACCCCGCUCUGCUGCGCCGCGUAGCGACGGGCGAUGGAUCCCGCUCUGCUGCGGCGCCGCACUGCGACGGGCGAUGGACCCUGCUCUGCUGCGCUGCGUAGCGACGGGCGAUGGAUCCCGCUCUGCUUCGGCGCGGCGCCGCACUGCGACGGGCGAUGGACCCCGCUCUGCUGCGGCGCGGCGCCGCACUGCGACGGGCGAUGGACCCCGCUCUGCUGCGCUGCGUAGCGACGGGCGAUGCUCCCCGCUCUGCUGCGGCCCGGCGACGCGUAGCGACGGGCGAUGCUCCCCGCUCUGCUGCGGCCCGGCGACGCGUAGCGACGGGCGAUGCUCCCCGCUCUGCUGCGGCCCGGCGACGCACUGCGACGGGCGAUGCUCCCCGCUCUGCUGCGGCCCGGCGACGCACUGCGACGGGCGAUGCUCCCCGCUCUGCUGCGGCCCGGCGACGCACUGCGACGGGCGAUGCUCCCUGCUCUGCUGCGGCCCAGCCAUGCAAUUUCCAGCGCUCCCCGCUGUGGCACAAGCCUCACCCAGCAGCUCCCCGUCGCUCCCGGUUCCUGCAAUAAAACGAGCAUUCCUCCCUCUCCUGCAAUACUUCGGUGCAGCGUGGUGCACAUUCCAGCCACACACACCCCCCGGCUGCAUUCCACCCUGCGGCCCGCCGCUGUAGGGCGAGGACCAUUGCAACCCCCCCACCCCACCCGCCCCAGCCACCUCUUCUGGCUGGCAGGGAGAAUCGCGCACACAUGCGUCCGCUGCAUCGCAAUGACCUUCCCACCCCUCUGCUUGCUGGGCUGUGCCCGAGGAGGGCACUGGUUGGGGUAUUAGCAGAGCGCACCAAAGGCAUUCUGGGCACCUGUUCCGCUCCCCCCCCCCAAGCUGCAGUGGGGGGCAGGGGGGAUCGCAGGGGAUCGGGGGCAGGGGAGGGCAGUCACUGAUUUGUACAUAGCUGUCCGUCUCCGCGACCUCUUUUGCACUUUCGUCACUGAGUCCUCAGUGAGCGUCGAGCAUCGCUACCGAAUGUACCUUCGUCUUUCUGUUCUAGAUUGCACCUCUCCUUAGUUUUACGGCACUUUAGAGCUCUAACGAAAUGGUUUAACCCCCCCCUCCACCAAUCAAAGAAACAAAGGAGAAAAAAAAAAAAAAACACCAACAACAACCUGGUAAAAUGUUUCCGAAAACCCACCUUCCAGCCGCUUCGAUCCUGGUCUCUCUGUUCCAACCGUGACUGUGUGGACGACCCGUAGAGAACAAGCCAAUAUUUAUCUUUCUGCAUCUCUGUGUGUAACUAUAAUAACUUCUCCGAAAUAAAAAGACGACUAUACGCUCAA